AGGGGGUGGGGAAGAGGCAAACGUACGCAUCAAUUCGUACAGUCUUCAGCGGCACCCCGUUUUUUUCCUGCAACGAUUUGGGAAGGAGAGAGAAAUUUCUGCAUUAUUUGCGGAACCGUUGCAAUAUGAUCCAGCAGCCUCUGUUUAUAGGUGCGCGUGCUGCCCCUAUGUGUGUAUGUCAACGUACAGUAUAAACCGAGAGACGGUUAAAGGAAGGGAGAGUGAAAGGGGACACGCAUCGCUGGAUAUCAUAGGUUGUAGAAGCUCAGAUGGUGGUGAGGUGAUUUUCAGUCCUACAGAGACAGACAAGGACACCACUUCAUUCACUGCUAAGGCCUGUGGGGAGGGAUGGACAUCAUAAAGGAGUAACGAUGAAAACUCGAACUCACAAAGAAUCGAUGCCAAUGCGCAGUGGGCGGAGGCGGGGGGGAAGCAACGAGGAGAGGAGGGGUAGACGCCCGCAUCCCAGCCCUUCUCGUGCAGAACGAACCGACAGGCAGGCGCAAAGAGCUGCUGGCGAGGAAUUGGCUGUCAGUCGCUUCAAUCACAGAUCGCAAGGCCAUGAUUCGUCAGAGAGUGAAGGGGAGGAACUUGUGCCUCCACCAAAGAGGCAGAAAGUCCAGGAUUCUUCCUCUGUCACCAACCCACCGACUUCAACUCAUUCAACUGACAGUACUCCCCCCACUAUACCGCCCCCACCCUCGGCUCCCAGACAGUCACGUGACAGUGACAACGAGGAUGGUCAAUCCCAGGGCAGCAGGAGCUCAGUUGUAGGGAGCUUGGCCAAUAGUCUGAGCAGUGGGCGGGACAUCGACCAGGACACCGAUCUUCCUCCCGAGUCUUUCUGCCUCGCCUCCAGCCAGUUUAGACUCUGA
Molecule: messenger RNA, 875 nt
Organism: Oncorhynchus keta (chum salmon)
Lineage: Eukaryota; Metazoa; Chordata; Actinopteri; Salmoniformes; Salmonidae
Exons: 5
Coding region: 372-875 (167 amino acids)
Source: RefSeq, a predicted model, not a curated record